Myripristis murdjan (pinecone soldierfish) is the source of this 2161-nucleotide messenger RNA. RefSeq names its product tripartite motif containing 13 (gene trim13). Lineage: Eukaryota; Metazoa; Chordata; Actinopteri; Holocentriformes; Holocentridae. The record is from RefSeq and is a predicted model, not a curated record. The transcript is spliced from 2 exons. The coding region runs from base 568 to 1764 and encodes 398 amino acids. Gene Ontology annotation, biological process: protein monoubiquitination. Gene Ontology annotation, molecular function: ubiquitin protein ligase activity; zinc ion binding.
CAGUAGUUGCAUGUUACUAUGCGCUUGCAAAAUCUGUCACAGCCCUUCCUCAGUACCUUGCCAACAGGAGCAACUCUAACGCGAAUUCAAUUUGUCGGUAAUUUGUUACAUAGGAUGGGUUAGACAGCGGUAGUUAAGCUCGUAGCUCAGCUAACUAGCCUCCUGCUAUUUUGCCCAGCAAUACAAAACGGAUGAUGAGGCAACAGACUUCUGCUUACAGUCUGCAUACAGCAAGUUCUCUGCGAUGUUGACUUGUGAACAGUCUAGUUCUGCGACGUGGUUUUAAGUGUCUUACAUCGCUUGGUGGUUACAGAAGGAGGACAUCAAAAACAGGAUGUUACCCAGAUGGGGAAAGAGUGCCAAUGGUGGAGUUUGCACCACAUUUUUACAAUGUAUCCUUUUACGCGGGUACAGUGAUGUAUGUCAUUUUCAUUUUGAAGAGGGCUGAACUCCAGAAACGACUGGAAAAUCCGUAUCCUUUGCGCUGCUACAAUAUUUUCGUGCGUAAUUUGUCCAUACUAUCUUAUCUCCAUGCGGGGUUGCAUCCCUCUAUGAGUGUGGGGAACCAUGGAGCUGCUGGAAGAGGACCUCACAUGUCCAAUCUGCUGCUGUCUCUUCGACGACCCACGGGUGCUGCUGUGCUCCCACAGUUUCUGUAAGAAAUGCCUAGAAGGGAUCUUGGAGGGAAACCGAGGUCCAGCGUGGAGACCACCUUUCAAAUGCCCCACUUGUCGCAAAGAGACCCCUCAUAAUGGCGCAAACAGUCUGCAGAUUAACUAUUCCCUGCGCGGAAUAGUGGAGAAAUACAACAAAAUAAGAGUUUUGCCGAGGAUGUCCCUUUGUAAACAUCACAGUGGCCAACCACUUAACAUAUUUUGCGCUACUGACUUAAAGCUCAUCUGUGGGUUUUGCGCAACAACCGGAGACCACAAAGGGCAUAAAUUCUGCGCCUUGGAGGACGCAUAUGAACAGGAAAAAGCGGCGUUUGAAGAGCUGCUCCGGGGGGUGGAGAACUGGCAGAGCGCAGAUAUCCUGUCCUGCCUGGAGACACUAGAAGCCAGUAAGAAAAAGGCACUCCAGUCGGUCUCAAGAGACGCAGAAAAGGUAACAGACUAUUUCGAUAAACUCAUCAGCGCCUUUGAACAUAAAAAGAAUGAAAUCCUCUCCGAUUUCGAGACGCUGAAGUUGGUGGUGAUGCAAGCGUACGACCCGGAGAUCACCAAGCUGAGCGCAGCGCUGGAGGAACAGAGACGAGCACUCAGCAUCGCCGAGUCUUUCAGGAGUGUGUCCGACCCUCUGUGUUUUUUGCAGCAGAUGCAGGAGUUUAGGGAGAAACUGAGGGUCCUGCGGGAAACCCCGCUGCCCUCUCAGACGGACAUGGACGUCGGCCCCCUUGUGCGUAAUUUCGAUGUUAGAAACUGGGACUCGCUGAGGCUCAGAGAAGUGGACAAGAUCUCGGUUCCCCAUGAGAGUGGCUCCUACCGAGCAGGGAAGUCACGGAUGGCAGUGCUCUGGAGGAUCGCCGUAUUUAUGAGUUUGUUGCUGCCAACCGUGCUCCUCCUGCCGUCAGACAACCUCGCUGCCUGCGUCUCUUCACAGAUACGACCAUUUCUGACUGCCAUUUCUUCGCAUUUUACCCAUGUUGGUCUGUACUGGCAGGAGGUGACUGACAUCUACACGUGUGUGAUGGGUGCAGGUCAGAACUGUAUCCUGAACCUAAUUGAUACCACUGUCGAUUUUAUUGGCAGCUGUAAGUUGUUUUAAUUACUGUGGCAUCUUUGCCAUAAGCACACACACAGCCCGAGUGGCUGCACAGUUUUCCAAGUGGCUCAGGAGCUGCACACAAUUCAGUGACAGAUCUGUCCAUCUGAAUACAAUACUGAAGGAUGGACGUCACUUUUGUAAGGUUAAUCCAGCUGUGUAAAUUAUGUUUGUUUUUUUGUUUUUUGUAACAAGCUCCAUCGGUAUAUAAAGCCACAGAAUCACACUCAAGUCAGUUUACUUGAUCCGUAUGGGGUAUAGUCUAUAUCUGUCAUGCAUGCUGAUUCAGAUCAUUUUGUUUCUAUGAUUGCGUAAUUUCUGUCCGUUUUCGUUUUUUAACUAAAUAUAUAACACUUAAAUCCUUGUAUAACCUCUUGCUUAAUAAAACUUCAUAAAUGGA